AUGGCCACUCCACUCAAAGACUGCGUAAUAGCCUUGAGCGGGAAGUUCGACGAGACGCAUGCGAAGAUAGGAGCCCUGAUCAAGAAGAAUGGCGGCAAACACAGCACCAAGAUCUCUCAAGAGGAGGAGGCUUGGUGGGUUACACACCUUAUUACAACUGCUAAGCACAUCGAAGCCCAGGCCGAGAAAGUCCAGGAAGCUAGCAAAUUGCCUGACAUCAAAAUCGUCAGCUUCGACUGGCUCACGGCUUCGACCAAGAGCCAAACCCGGGCCGAUGAAGCUCAAUUCUCACUCGAUCAAACAGGUUCUGAUCAAAACAACGCUACCAGCUCAAUGGACCUCGCGCCUUCCAAACAAAACGACACCAAAGGUAAGGGCAGGAAGCGGCCGCGAAGCCCGACCCCGAUCGAAGAAGACCAUUCCGAUGUCGACAAAGCUGUGGAACAGCCGCCUACGAAGAAGCACAAGGAUGUACAGAGAGCAAAGUCUGGCUCCCUUCUGAUCCCAGUGGACGAGAGAUGCCUUCUUGCAGGGACUCACCGAGUAUACAUUGGCGAGGAUGGGAUGAUCUACGAUGCGGCCUUGAACCAAACAAACGCAGGGGAAAACAACAACAAGUUCUACCGUGUUCAGGUUCUUGUGUCUGGGGCUGGCGAUUACAAGACUUGGACACGCUGGGGUAGAGUUGGCGAAUCAGGGAAAGGCACGACUCUUGGGGAUGGUAGCUUGGAAAGCGCAAUGGUCUCCUUUGAGAAGAAGUUCAAAGAGAAAGCUGGAGUCACCUGGUCCAACAGAUUCGACGCGCCAAAGGGAAGUAGGCAGAAAGGAUACUACACCUUCAUCGAACGCAAGUACGAAGACGACUCUGAUGAUGAUGAUGAUGAUGAUGCGGAAGAUCUACCUACUGCUAGCACCAGUGGAGCCUCGAAGAAGGGGGCCACUGUUAGCCAUGUCGAGCGAGCUGACAGUGCACUUCCAAAAUCCGUCCAGCGACUCAUGGAGUUAAUCUUCAACCAGCAGUACUUCGCAGAUACGAUGCGGGAAUUGGACUACGACGCAAACAAGCUACCUCUAGGGAAGCUGAGCAAGCGCACUUUGGAGAAGGGUUUCGAGAUCCUCAGAGACCUUGGUGAACUGCUUAUGGAUCCAUCUGUCGCCGACAGCAAGCACAACAUGACUUGGCUUGACGCCAUUGCAGCUUGCAGUAACGCUUUCUAUACCGUCAUCCCUCAUGCUUUCGGUCGGAACCGACCGCCAGUAAUCUCAUCCGAUGAGAAGUUGAAGAAGGAAAUCAGCUUGAUGGAAUCACUGAGCGAUAUGCAGAUUGCUCAUGUCAUCAUGAAAGACACCGGGGGAGACGUUGCUAUCAAUGCGCUCGAUCGCCAAUUUGCUGGGCUAGGAUUGCGGGAGAUGACGCCUCUCAACAUCGUCUCGGACGAAUUCACGCUCCUCCAGGAGUACCUGAUCAAAUCUCACGGACAUACCCAUCAUCUCUCAUUCAAGGUCCAAGACAUCUUCCGCAUCGAGCGUAACGGCGAAGAGGAGCGUUUCGAGCAGUCACCUUACGCAAAAGCCAAAGGUAGCGACCGCCGUCUUCUCUGGCAUGGCUCUCGAGUCACCAACUACGGCGGUAUCCUGUCUCAAGGCCUUCGUAUCGCUCCUCCAGAAGCUCCAGUAAACGGCUACGCGUUUGGCAAGGGCGUCUACCUGGCCGACAUUUCCUCCAAAUCCGCCAAUUACUGCCAGUCCCAUGCUUCCAGUAACACCGGCCUCCUUCUCCUUUGCGAAGUCGAACUCGGCAAACCGAUGCUCGAACUCGAAAUCGGCCGUUCUGAUGCUGCGGAAUUGGCUAAACAGCACGGAUGCAUUGCCACCUGGGGUAGAGGUGCUACUGCUCCUAGGGGUUGGAAAGAUGCGGGUUGCGUGAAUGCGGAUUUAAAAGGGGUGAUGAUGCCUAACACGACCAAGGAGCCAGGUCCGGCGAACUAUGCGUCUAGCUAUCUGCAGUACAACGAAUACAUCGCCUACGACAUAGCCCAGGUCAAGCUCCGCUAUCUGCUGCGCGUGGAAAUGACGCCAGGUGGGUAUGGGUACUGA
Molecule: messenger RNA, 2097 nt
Organism: Letharia columbiana
Lineage: Eukaryota; Fungi; Ascomycota; Lecanoromycetes; Lecanorales; Parmeliaceae
Exons: 9
Coding region: 1-2097 (698 amino acids)
Molecular function (GO): NAD+ poly-ADP-ribosyltransferase activity
Source: RefSeq, a predicted model, not a curated record